AUGCAGCCCCGCGGCCAGGGCCCGGCCGGCUCGGUCACACGCGGAGCCCGUGACCGGCAGCCCGGAGCCAGGUGGGUGCGGAGCGCGGGGCGCGGGUUCGUGGUGGGCCACGCCGGGUUCCUGCAGUCGCUCCUGAUGCUGGUGGUCGCCUAUCUGAUCAUCUCCUUGACGGUCCUCUCGGUCUGCGCCAUCUCCACCAACGGGGCCGUCCAGGCUGGGGGCGCCUACUUCAUGAUCAGCCGGACUCUGGGGCCCGAGUUCGGGGGGAGCAUCGGCCUCAUGUUCUACCUGGCCAACGUCUGUGCCUGCGGCGUCUACGUCCUGGGCCUGGUGGAAGCCAUCCUGGACGUCUUCGGCGCAGAUGGAUCUGACCCGCCGGGCACCAAGACGCUCCCUCAGGGCUACCUGUACAGCUUCCUCUACAGCUCGCUGGUGCUGCUGCUCUGUCUGCUGGUGUGCCUGGUGGGCGCCCAGAUCUACUCCCGGGCGGCCUUCUUCAUCUUCCUGCUGGUCAACCUGGUCCUGGUCACCAUCUUCGUCAGCUUCUUCACCGUCUCCCCUCGGGAGAUCGUCGUCUCCCACGGUGGCAACCAGACCUUCAACGCCUCCUUCACGGGAUUCAACAUCUCCACCCUCAGGGACAACCUGUAUGCCAUGUACUCACAGGACUACACUACCAAUAACAUGAUGUCUUUCGCCACCGUCUUUGCCGUGAUGUUCAACGGCUGCACCGGCAUCAUGGCUGGCUCCAACAUGUCAGGGGAGCUGAAGAACGCCAGUGCCUCCAUCCCCAAGGGGACGAUUGUGGCCGUGCUGUACACCUUCGUCAUCUACUUUUUCCUGUUUUUUAUGACCAGUUUCAGCUGCGAGAGGGCCCUCCUGAAGGGGGACUACGGCUUCUUCCGGUCCAUCAACGUCUGGCCUCCCUUCGUGCUGAUGGGCAUCUACUCCGCCUCCCUCUCGGCUUCCAUGAGUAACCUGAUUGGCGCUUCCCGCAUCCUCCACGCCCUGGCCAAGGAUGACCUCUUUGGGCCUGUCCUGGCUCCGGCCAAGAUUGUCUCCAGAGGGGGCAACCCCUGGGUGGCCGUCCUCUACACCUGGGGCCUCGCACAGCUGGUGCUCCUGGUCGGGAAACUCAACACCAUUGCUGGCAUCGUGACCGUCUUCUACCUGGUCGCCUACGCCGCCGUGGACCUGGCCUGCCUGGCGCUGGAGUGGGCCUCGGCGCCCAACUUCCGCCCCACCUUCCAGCUGUUCUCCUGGCACACCUGCCUGCUUGGCAUCGCCUCCUGCUUGGUGAUGAUGUUCCUGAUCAGUCCGGCGGGGGCCUCGGGCAGUCUGGGGCUGAUGCUACUCCUGUUGGGCUUCAUCCACCUGCGCUCGGCCGCCUCCUCCUGGGGCUACAUCAGCCAGGCGCUCAUCUUCCACCAGGUCCGGAAGUACCUGUUGCUGCUCGACAUCCGGAAGGACCACGUCAAAUUCUGGCGGCCGCAGAUCCUGCUGAUGGUGGCCAACCCCCGGGGUGGAUCCCAGCUGAUGCGCUUCAUCAACCAUCUAAAGAAAGGCGGCCUCUUCGUCCUGGGCCACGUGGAGAUCGGGGACCUGGACACGAUGCCCUCGGACCCCAUCCAGGCUCACUACAACUUCUGGCUCAGCCUGGUGGACAAGCUGAGCAUCAAGGCCUUCGUGGAUCUGACCUUGUCCCCCUCCGUCCGCCAGGGGACGCAGCACCUCCUCCGCAUCACUGGCCUGGGCGGGAUGAAGCCCAAUACGCUGGUCCUGGGUUUCUAUGACGACUGCGUCCCCGAAGAUUACUUCCUGCAGGACCCGGCUUUCAGCCAAGCCCGGGAGAACGACGAGUUUGGGGUGGACCUGGCAGCCCUGCAAGCCCACUUCCCUUCCGUGCGGGUCACGGCCAACCAGCGGGCUCUGAGGCCCUCCGAGUACGUGGCCAUCAUCUCGGACGCGGUGAAGAUGCACAAGAACGUCUGCCUGGCCCGUUACUUCCACCUCCUGGACAAGGACCUGCUCUCCUCCUCGGCUUCCAAGAAGCGCCUGGAGGGCCGCUACAUCGACGUCUGGCCCCUCAACCUCCUCCGCCCCAACUCGCCCACCUACGUGGACAUCUGCAGCCUCUUCCUGCUCCAGAUGGCCUGCAUCCUCACCAUGGUCAGCUCCUGGAAAGGCGCCCGGCUGCGCAUCUUCCUCUGCGUAGAGUCGGGCGACCUGGGCUGGGUGAGCAAGGAGGAGAAGCUGCGGGAGCUGCUGACCAAGUUGCGGAUUAAGGCCACCAUCAAGAUCGUGACCUGGGACCAGGUGGUCGCCUUCCAGAGCCACCCCCAGCCUGUGGGGACCGGGAGGACAAGCCCUGCUGAGGUUCAAGGCCCUCCCGGCCCUCUCCACCCAGAGAAGCUCUUGGAGGAAACGAUCCUGAACGCAGCCACGUUCCGAGUGACGGACGAGUACUUGGCUUCGGUCAACGAGCUUCUGCUGAAGCAAGCCGGUCAGACGGCCGUGCGCUUCCUCUACCUGCCGCGGCCCCCUGCGGACAUCUCUCAGUACGAGCGCUACCUGGAGCAGCUGGAGAUCCUCACCACCGGCCUGGGGCCCACCCUGCUGAUCCACGGGCUGACCCCCGUCACCUGCACCGAACUGUAAGUGGCUGGCAGCAGGCCUUGCAUC
This is a messenger RNA of Protobothrops mucrosquamatus (brown spotted pit viper), 2682 nucleotides long. RefSeq names its product solute carrier family 12 member 9 (gene SLC12A9). Bases 1 to 2658 code for a protein of 885 amino acids. The transcript has 13 exons. Gene Ontology annotation, molecular function: potassium:chloride symporter activity. Gene Ontology annotation, biological process: cell volume homeostasis; chloride transmembrane transport; potassium ion import across plasma membrane. Gene Ontology annotation, cellular component: membrane. NCBI's taxonomy places the organism in Eukaryota, Metazoa, Chordata, Lepidosauria, Squamata, Viperidae. The record is from RefSeq and is a predicted model, not a curated record.